AUGGAUAGAGCGGCGCUGCGCGCGGCGGCGAUGGGCGAGGAGAAGGAGGGCGGCGGCGGGAGCGCCGCGGCGGCCGCGGAUGGGGGCGCCGGGGCCGCGGCCAGCCGGGCGCUGCAGCAGUGCGGGCAGCUCCAGAAGCUCAUCGACAUCUCCAUCGGCAGCCUGCGCGGGCUGCGCACCAAGUGUGCCGUGUCCAACGACCUCACCCAGCAGGAGAUCCGGACCCUGGAGGCCAAGCUGGUCCGGUACAUCUGCAAACAGCGGCAGUGCAAGCUCAGCGUGGCUCCCAGCGAGAGGACCUUGGAGCUCAACAGCUACCCCCGCUUCAGUGACUGGCUCUACAUCUUCAGCGUGAGGCCCGAGGUGGUGCAGGAGAUCCCCCGCGAGCUCACGCUGGACGCCCUGCUGGAGAUGAACGAGGCCAAGGUGAAGGAGACGCUGCGGCGCUGUGGAGCCAGCCCCGAGGAGUGCGGCCGCCUGCAGCACGCCCUCGCCUGCCUGCGGAAGGUCACGGGCCUGGGAGGAGAGCACAAAGAGGACUCGGGCUGGAGUUCAGUGGAUGCUCGGCGGGAAAGUGGCUCUGGGCCUUCCACGGACACCCUCCCUCCAGCCAGCCUGCCCUGGCCACCAGGCAGCUCGCAGCUGGGCCGAGGGGGCAGCAGCACCCAGGGCCCACGCUCCGUCUCCGUGUCAGCCCUGCCCGCCUCGGACUCCGCAGCCCCCGGCCUGAGCGAGGGCCUCUCGGACACCUGCCUCCCUCUGCACACCAGCGGCCGGCUCACCCCCCGCGCCCUGCACAGCUUCAUCACGCCACCCGCCACGCCCCAGCUGCGCCGGCACGCCAAGCUGAAGCCGCCACGGACGCCCCCGCCGCCCAGCCGCAAGGUCUUCCAGCUGCUGCCCAGCUUCCCCACGCUCACCCGGAGCAAGUCCCACGAGUCGCAGCUCGGGAACCGCAUCGACGACGUCACCCCCAUGCGGUUUGAUCUCCCGCACGGAUCCCCACAGAUGGUACGAAGGGACAUCGGACUCUCCGUGACGCACAGGUUCUCCACCAAGUCCUGGCUGUCGCAGGUGUGCCACGUGUGCCAGAAGAGCAUGAUGUUUGGAGUGAAGUGCAAGCAUUGCAGGUUGAAGUGUCACAACAAGUGCACAAAAGAAGCCCCCGCCUGUAGGAUCUCCUUCCUGCCACUAACUCUUCGGAGGACGGAAUCUGUGCCCUCGGACAUCAACAACCCGGUGGACAGAGCAACCGAACCCCACUUCGGGACCCUCCCCAAAGCACUGACAAAGAAGGAGCAUCCUCCGGCCAUGAACCACCUGGACUCCAGCAGUAACCCGUCGUCCACCACCUCCUCCACGCCCUCCUCGCCGGCGCCCUUCCCGACAUCCAACCCCUCCAGCGCCACCACACCACCCAACCCCUCACCUGGCCAGCGGGACAGCAGGUUCAACUUCCCAGCUGCCUACUUCAUUCAUCAUAGACAGCAGUUCAUCUUCCCAGACAUCUCGGCCUUCCCGCAGACAGCGCCGCCCCCCGACACAGCUGACGGCGUCCGGCCCGAUGAGCAGCCUGGAGCCGAAGUGGACACACUGGAGGCUCCUGGAGCGGAGGCUGAGGAGCCAGAGGCGGGGAGGUCAGAGGCCGAAGAUGACGAGGACGAGGUGGACGACCUGCCCAGCUCCCUGCGGCCCUGGCGCGGCCCCAUCUCCCGCAAGGCCAGCCAGACCAGCGUGUACCUGCAGGAGUGGGACAUCCCCUUUGAGCAGGUGGAGCUGGGCGAGCCCAUCGGGCAGGGCCGCUGGGGCCGCGUGCACCGGGGCCGCUGGCACGGCGAGGUGGCCAUCCGCCUGCUGGAGAUGGAUGGCCACAACCAGGACCACCUGAAGCUGUUCAAGAAGGAGGUGAUGAACUACCGGCAGACGCGGCACGAGAACGUGGUGCUGUUCAUGGGCGCCUGCAUGAACCCGCCCCACCUGGCCAUCAUCACCAGCUUCUGCAAGGGGCGGACGUUGCACUCGUUCGUGAGAGACCCCAAGACGUCCCUGGACAUCAACAAGACGAGGCAGAUCGCGCAGGAGAUCAUCAAGGGCAUGGGCUAUCUCCAUGCCAAGGGCAUCGUGCACAAGGAUCUCAAGUCCAAGAACGUCUUCUACGACAACGGCAAAGUGGUCAUCACGGACUUCGGGCUCUUUGGGAUCUCGGGCGUGUUCCGAGAGGAGCGGCGUGAGAACCAGCUGAAGCUGUCCCACGACUGGCUGUGCUACCUGGCGCCCGAGAUCGUGCGUGAGAUGACGCCCGGGAAGGACGAGGACCAGCUGCCGUUCUCCAAAGCUGCUGACGUCUACGCGUUCGGGACCGUCUGGUAUGAGCUCCAAGCACGGGACUGGCCCUUCAAGGCCCAGGCCGCCGAGGCGCUGAUCUGGCAGAUUGGAAGCGGGGAAGGAAUGAAGCGCCUCCUGGCCUCCAUCAGCCUGGGGAAGGAAGUCAGCGAGAUCCUAUCUGCCUGCUGGGCUUUCGACCUGCAGGAGAGACCCAGCUUCAGCCUGCUGAUGGACAUGCUGGAGAAACUGCCCAAGCUCAACCGGCGGCUCUCCCACCCUGGCCACUUCUGGAAGUCAGCUGAUCGCUGGCGGAGCCGCUACUCCGGGAAAGGACGAUAUGGCCACGCCGACUUUAAGAACUGCUGUCCGGUUCUGGAGGAAUACAUUAAUGGCAGCAAAGUUGUGCCCCGCUUUGAAAGGUUUGGCCUGGGGGUCCUGGAGUCCAGUAAUCCAAAGAUGUAGCCGGCCGUGCAGUCUCUGCUCCCGUCUUUGUUUAAAACAUGUUGCUAAAACCCCAGACCUCCACGACAACAGACGGACGCUCUGCCUGCCCAGCGCCAUGGCCCAGGAGUGCGAGGGGCCCACUCCGGACUGCUUAUCCACGGAGCCCCGGGCUUCUGGAGCCCGACACACACACAUACACACACAGAGCCGCCACCACCGCUCUUUCUCCCAACACGGACGCCGCCACCAGCUCACGCUGUACUGAACGACAGCUGACGACACGUGUGUGCCCGCUGCGUGAACUUGAUGUUUCACAGUAGGGAAUAAUUAAAGCAGUGUGUGCAGAGGCGCAGGCCCGCGGCCAGCAGGGUGGAAGUGGCCACUGCUCCGGAGGACGCUGCAGGCAGUGAGGGGCCCACAUGGCCAGGCAAAAGUGAAGCCGCAAGCCUGAACCCCAGCAGUGGGGCGUCUCCCUGUCAGAGCGAUGCCGGCCCCUCCUUGUCCCACAGAGGAAACCCUGGCUAGGAGCCACCUUGGGUGAUGGGGUCAGCAGUUCCCAGAGAGCUUGGGUUCCCCCUCCUGGCAAAAUCUACCCCCUCAAUGUCGACUCCCAGCCAUGGUUUCUGCUGUAAGGUGACCAAAGAGCCAUAGAUGUGUACAUGUGUGCUUCUUGCAUGAAGACCCCCGGCAGGCACCAAAGCCAUGGGACACAGGGCCUCAGCUCCAGCCACAUCCCUGUUCCCGACUGGCACUGGACUCCGCCGGGGGAAGGGCCCUGCAGCAGUGGCACUGGCGUGAGGGCUGCCUGCAUGGAGGAGGGAAGACAGCAGAGGCCCCCGAGCCCCUUCCCUGGAGAACCCCUUCUCCAGUCGCGCCAGGGGCUCCAGAACUGCCCGCCCCGUCCCUGCCCAGCCCUGAAUUGUCCGCCUGUGCUCUGAGCUCAGAGCUGUUCCACCCCUUUCCUUUAGACUCGCCUAGCAGCUGAGCCUCCCUGCGCUGCCAGGCCUCCCACUUGUUCCCCUUUCAGCCAGCAGCAGAGGCUGGGUUUGAGGGAACCUCUGCCCACCCAUCAGUGAGAAAGUGUCCCCCAGAGACAGGUUCCCAUGGCAGCAAGGGUGCCGGGAGGGAGGGGGGAGCAUCAGGCUCCAAAUCCAGAAAGCACAAGGGGGACCGGGAGGGCGUGGGGGCUACGCUCAGCUCCGGUGGGGGCUGGCCAGGUGCCUUUCCUCCACACCAGCACCAGCAAGGCCCUGGUGUCCAGAGCCUGCCCGCCCUAGAUCCAGGCUGGAUCAGCACUGAAAUGCGCCCCUCUGCUGAGCAGCUACGGGGCUGCCUCUUGCUCCCCAGGCCAGCACGCAGAUACCCAGGCCCUGGGCCUCUUAACCCCUUCCAGCCAGUGGCGAGGAGGAAAGAGCCCCUGUCGGCAGCGGGCUCAGCCCUGUGGGGACCGCAUGAGGUCGUCCUCAUCCCCAGGUCCCCACGACCCCAAAGCUACUAUGGUGGAGGCAGACCCCUCCCACAUACCUGCACCUUCCCACGUCCCCCCGGUGACCCUACUCUUCCCUCGGAUGAGAACAGAGCUGUGGACACACUGCUCAGUCUCACGGACUGGAUGCUUCUACAUGCCCUGACUUCAGGCCCCAGUGGCGGUGCGGCUCACAAGAACCCAGUGUGUGCGUGGCAUUUUCUCGCAAGUACCUGCCUUCAGGGGCUGGCCGCUGGGAAGCUACUAGGGACACAGUCCCCGUCCCCCUCACAGGUCCUGGCUCUGGGCCUGUCCCCUCCACACUGCCUGUCAUUUACAGAAACCCCACCCCGGUCCCCCUGCCCUGUUUAUUGAAGUAACUGUGAAUCGAGGUGCGGAAGACACGCCUGCCUUGGAAACACGUGGAGAAUGACAGAUACUGUGAAUUCAGCCCCCACAGCCAACUGUGAAGGAGGUGGAGAAGGGCCCCCUGGGAGCUUCCAAGGGCUCAGUGGAGCCCAACCAAGCUCGGCCCUUCGAGGCGCCCCUCGAUCCCAGCCUCACUCCGAAGCCUGUGGCCCCCGAGCUGUCUAACGCAAGGUCUUGAACCCGUGCUGGUUCGGAGUUAACUGUGAGCAGCCUGUAGCAAAAUUGGCUUCCGAACGUCACCGGGUCUGAACGCCCUCUGCCAUCCUGUGCCGUUUCUCCCUGUGCUCACGCAGGGCAUUAGACGCCCAUCCUGGGAGGGUCUGGGCGGUGGGGCGGAGCCCGUGCUGAGAGGCGGCUGGGAGUCAGAACGUCAACAGUGCGUGCAAACCAAGCCUCUGGCCGCGAGGCUCACUCUUGCAUUUUUUGAAUGUGAUGUAAAAUUUGUACAGGAAAAGUUUUUAUAUUUUCUAUCAACUGCAUUUGUCUUCCAGAAAUGCUAUUAAUUUAAAUUAAAAUGGUUAGUAUUA
Messenger RNA from Lepus europaeus (European hare), 5190 nucleotides. RefSeq names its product kinase suppressor of ras 1 (gene KSR1). The record is from RefSeq and is a predicted model, not a curated record. The coding region runs from base 1 to 2787 and encodes 928 amino acids. The transcript has 21 exons. Gene Ontology annotation, biological process: protein phosphorylation. Gene Ontology annotation, molecular function: ATP binding; protein kinase activity. NCBI's taxonomy places the organism in Eukaryota, Metazoa, Chordata, Mammalia, Lagomorpha, Leporidae.